Alternaria arborescens is the source of this 1668-nucleotide messenger RNA. Its product is annotated as putative U3 small nucleolar RNA-associated protein 7. Gene Ontology annotation, biological process: maturation of SSU-rRNA from tricistronic rRNA transcript (SSU-rRNA, 5.8S rRNA, LSU-rRNA). Gene Ontology annotation, cellular component: small-subunit processome; nucleolus; 90S preribosome. The transcript has a single exon. Bases 1 to 1668 code for a protein of 555 amino acids. The record is from RefSeq and is a predicted model, not a curated record. Gene Ontology annotation, molecular function: protein binding. NCBI's taxonomy places the organism in Eukaryota, Fungi, Ascomycota, Dothideomycetes, Pleosporales, Pleosporaceae.
AUGGCUAUGGAACGCGGGCUCAAGCCCAGCACUUCGCAACCGCGGCGCAAGUCGCAAAACGCAGCGCCCAUCGACGACGAAGACACCCGUGCAGUCAAAGAAUUCACCGAGGCAGCCACGAAGCAAUAUGGACGCGGCGAUCGCAUACGGCCAAAGUCAGUCAAGGACAAGAAGCUGCGAUCCAACAUCAAGUCGCUCGAGGCGAAGAACAAGCAGGCAGCGAUAGAGGCGAAGAAUGUCGAAGUUCUGCUCGAGAACAACCCUGGAUUGAUGGAACCCGAAAACGAGCUGGAAAGGACAUACAAAGUGCGACAAGAUGAAAUUAAGCGGGAGGUUGGUGUCGAGACGGCAAAGAAGAGCUUCGAGCUGCGGUUAGAAGGUCUUGGGCCAUACGACGUAUGCGAAUACAGUCGCAAUGGUAGAGACUUGUUGAUUGCGGGCAGAAAAGGCCAUGUCGCAACUUUCGACUGGAGAGACGGAAAGCUUGGCUGCGAACUACAACUCAACGAGACGGUACGAGACGCGCGAUGGCUACACACGAGUAAUCAGAAGAACUUUGCGGUAGCGCAGAAGAACUGUGUCUAUAUCUACUCGGGCGACGGUGUUGAGAUGCACAAGCUCAAGAACCAUUCCGAAGCCACACACCUCGAAUAUCUGCCAUAUCACUUCCUUCUUGCAUCGGUGUCGACGGCGGGCAUAGUACGAUAUACCGAUGUUUCUACCGGACAGUCACUACAGCAGCUUUACACAAAGCUCGGCCCCUCAACCGCUCUCGCACAAAACCCACAUAACGCAAUCCUACACGUCGGCCAUCAAAAAGGUCUCGUCACAUUGUGGUCGCCCAACAGCGCUACGCCCCUCGUCAAGCUCCUCCCACAUCGCGGCCCAGUACGAAGCAUCGCGGUAGAUAGGUCAGGAACCUACAUGGUCAGCACAUCACAAGACCGACGCAUGUCUGUCUGGGACAUCCGUAUGUUCAAAGAGAUGCAUCAACAAACGCUCCGCGUCCCGGGCACCACGCUCUCCAUCUCAGACCGCAACCUCACAGCCGUCGGCUUCGGCACGCAAACCGCCAUCUACAAAGACGACCUCUUCCGACGAAACGCCGAAGACCAAACUCCACCCAUAAUGCCGUACAUGGGCUGGGGCGGUGAAGGACUAAACAUUGGUCGCGUACGCUUCUGCCCCUUUGAAGACGUCCUCGGUAUAUCACACGACAAGGGCUUCUCCUCCAUCAUCGUCCCUGGUUCCGGUGAACCCAACCCUGAUACCCUCGAACCGGGCACCAACCCUUACGAGACUUCCAAGCAACGUCGCGAAACAGAAGUCCACGCUCUUCUCGAGAAGAUCCAACCCGAGAUGAUUGCGCUCGACCCCAACUUUGUCGGUAACCUUGAUUUGGCGACCAACGAGGAGCGGCAGAGGGAGAUCAGGGCGGCGAGAGGAGAGAAGGAACCGGAUAAGGUGGAUAUGCUGAAGAAGAGGGGUAAGGGUAGGAACUCUGCGCUUAGGAGAUACCUGAGGAAGAGCGGGACGAAGAACGUGAUUGAUGAGGAGAAGGAGAGGGCGAGAGAGGCGCUGAAGAAUAUGCAGAGAAGGCAGAUUGAGAGGAAGGAGAGAUUGAAGAAGGAGUAUGGUCCUGCGCUUGAGAGGUUUGCUAGGAAGUGA